CCUUUUCCAUCCGCGGCCGCCGGGUCGCACUAGCGGACAAUAACGCUACUGUGAACCGACGCUCACCUCCCGUUAUUCCUCACCAAAUACACGCAGAGCCGCGGAUGAGAGACAAGAGACGGGCUUCCCGGAGUUUGCGCGUUUAAAAAUACACAGGGACACAUUUCACUUAUUAGUUUUUAGGAAAUCAUUCUUUGCGUGGACACAGACAGCGAGGGACACGCACACACACACACACACACACACAAACACGCAGUCGCGCUCCCGGUGAAGUUUACAGACUGAAAGUCUCUUCUCUCGUGCGGAUUAACCGGGAUUCAAAUCACUGCGAGUCUGUGGGAGGCAAAGCGACGCGGUUUUGUUCUGAAGAAGGUUUCAACGCUUUAAAUGCAGACUGUCUCCACAGGCAUGUGGUAUGCCACUGGAUAACCAAGAGGACAGCAGCCUCCCGAACAUUAUAUGUCUGACAAAUGUGUUUUUGCAGUGCAGUGUGGGAUGGCCCUCAUCUUGACCCUGCUUCAGUCCCUCAUCCUGGGUGUUCUGGGGGUCCACAGCAGUUAUCCUCGCUUUUCCUCCAAUGACACAGUCUUCCAGCACCUGGCAUUGCACCUUGACCCCAGCAUAGGAACAGUCUACGUGGGGGCUCGGGACCAUCUGUUCCAGCUCGCUGGCCUUGAUGGCCUCCGUCUUGAAGUGGAUGAGAGAACCGGCCCCGUGAGAGACAGCAAGGACUGCCUGCCUCCGGUUACCCUGGAGAACUGCCCUCAGGCUGGGCUCGUUAACAAUCACAACAAGCUACUGUUAGUGGAUCCAUAUUCCCUCCAGCUCAUCACCUGUGGCAGCGUACACCAGGGCACUUGCCAGAAACGCAGCCUAGCCAAUGUGAAAGAAGUCCUCUUCUCUGCCGAGAGGCCUGUUGAUACACAAUAUGUGGCGGCUAACGACCCUACGGCGUCAACGGUUGGGCUUGUGGUGCGACCGCAAGACAAGGAUCCUGUCCUUUAUGUGGGACGAGGCUACACCAGCAGUCACCCGCCAGUCUCCACUCGACAACUUUCGACAGAGCCGGUGUUUUCCUACGAGGAAACGGCCAAGCUCGCUGUAACCGGGCGCCUCUCGGAGUACGAUCACAAUUUUGUCGCAACCUUUGCGCGACGCAACCACGUCUACUUUUUAUUCUACAGGCGUGACCUGAAAGCUGCAUCGAGGGAAUAUCGUACGUACGUGGCACGGGUGUGCUUGGACGAUCAGGCGUAUUACUCCUACGUUGAGGUUCCGCUAAUGUGUCGCUCGGCCUCAACAGGAAGGAACUACAAUUUCCUCCAGGGGGCGCAGGUGGGUGGCGAGGAAUCUGGAGGCUCGCAGGUUUUGAUGGGAGUCUUUUCAACGGCGGUUAGUGCUGCUAAUGGACCCGGCGAGGAAUCUGCAUUGUGUGUGUACUCUCUGGAUGAAGUGGACCGCGGUAUUGAUGCUACACGAGACCUGUGCUACACGCAAUACGGGGAGAAAGAUGGCAACAAGGUGGCAUACAUUGAGUAUGACGUUAAAUCCAACUGUGCCAACCUGCCUACAAACACCCUGAAGGCUUAUCCCUGUGGCUCGGAUCACACCCCGAGUCCAAUGGCGAGCCAGGAGUCGGUUGAAGCUGAAGCUGUAUUGGACAGCUCAUCCGCCCGUCUCACUGCAGUCGCCGUUAGUGUAAAGGAGGGGCACACUAUUGUUUUCUUGGGUGACUCCAAAGGCAAUUUGCAUAAGGUGUUCCUGGGUAACUCAGGAGAGGUGAAGAAGUACUCCACCCUUCUCAUCCAACCUGGUUUGGCCAUCAACAGUGACUUACUGCUGGAUUCCACCCAUAGACACAUCUACAUCAUGACCAGCCAUUCUGUGGAGAAGAGGCCUGUGGCAGAGUGUGACAAGCACACUGAUUGCACUUCCUGUCUGGCAGCGAAGGACCCAUACUGCGGUUGGUGUGUUCUUGAUGGCCGGUGUGGGAUGCGUUCAGACUGUAGGCUGGGCUCUGUUGAAGGUCAUUGGCUGUGGAGCUUUGAUGAGCAGCAGCAGUGCUUGAGAGUGGAGUCACUGAGCCAAUAUAACGCCAGCCUUGGAGAACAGAAACAGUAUGUGGGCACCACAGUCACCUGUGCCACUCCUGAGGCCCACAGACUUCCAGCAGUACCACAGGGAGAGGAUUCUGUGUCCAUCACGCUGUCCCUGCGCUUUCGGAUGGUCACCGUAGCGCUCGCAGACUUCACCUUCUACGACUGCUCUGUGGCGCAGCAGCUCUCUGGCACCAGGCCGUGUAGGGGCUGUGUGAACAGCCGCUGGAAAUGUAACUGGUGCGUCCACCAGCAUGUGUGCACUCACCGGUCCACGUGUGACCGUGGUGCGAUCAUCUACAACCAGCAUCAUUAUAUGAUUUCUGCUCCCACUACUCCAGAGCCCACCGCCGCCCCCACCACAACUCUGGAAACCACGACCCCACUCAACCAACCACCCACCACCCCCAACCACGCUACAGCCUCCUCUACGCACCCAUCCAGUGCCACUACAGAGUCAACCGAUACCAUCACAGAGGCCACGACCCUAUCGAAAAAUGCCUCUUGGGUGGAGGAGAGCAUCCAGGUAGGUUUGCUGUCAACACCGACCCCGCAAUCAUAUGAAGAACUUGUGGGAGGUUCGUUGCAUGAAGAGGCCGCUGAAGUGACGCUGCCCGCGUUGAGAGCUGGGGAAGUGGUGACGAUGGGGCCGUUGAUUGAAGCGCUGCCCUCAUCCUCCUCUGAAGUGGUUACCCUCUCGCAGGCGGAGAUGGAUGUAGAUGCACUUAUAGACACGGGCGUCCCUGUGUCGUCAGCCAGCGCCCCCUCUGGCGACGGUGAGGCAGGGCCUGAUUCAUCCGAUUUCCCCCUCGCUCCAGACACAGACUACCAGUCCGACUCAGCUGACCUUUUCCUCCUGGAAGAGGAGAGUUUACUCGUGAGCAGAGGUCCUCACGCCUGUCCGUGUGUGGAAGGCAUCCGGGGCAGCUCGCUCCUACCUGUCAAUGUCGAGAGGAAGAUCACACUGCUGGGACGCAACUUACACCUCUAUCAGGACAAAGAUCUUGAUUAUCAGUGUGUGUUGGUGAUUGAGGGCCGAUCGGUGGUGGUGGAUGCUUUUGUGGAAGUGGACGACACUCAGCCAUCUUUGUUCUUCAUUACCUGCCAGCUACACCAGUACUCUUACUCGGCUGCCGUGGAGGAAUACAGGAGCAUGAUCUCAGUCAGGAGGAGGGACUCUUUCCAGAUGGAUUACCCAGAGGACCUGCAUGUUUGGCUGUAUAACUGCUCCGUGGGCCGGUCCGACUGCAGUCGCUGUCACACGGCCGAUCAGCAGUACGGAUGUGUGUGGUGUGAAGGGUCUCGCUCCAGCUGCGUCUACAGGAGCUCCUGCACCGAGCACGUCCAGCAGACCUGUCCUGCUCCUCACAUACACACGAUUGAGCCUCUUUCUGGUCCAGUGGAGGGUGGCACAGUGCUCACCGUGUCUGGCUCUAAUCUGGGUCAGAGAGCUGAAGACAUCCAGCACUCUGUGACUGUAGCCGGAGUCCCCUGCACGGUCAUCCCCGACAGAUACGAGGUGUCCUCCAGUAUUGUUUGCGAGACCACAGUGAGCGCAGGGGAACAGAGCGGCCACGUCUCGGUUCAGGUUAAAGGCGGAGGAAUCGGGCAAUCUGCCCAGCGCUUCCGUUACCAGGACCCAGUGUUAUUGGGAGUGUCUCCACUGAAAGGCCCAAUGUCGGGCGGCACAUCACUCACCAUCACGGGACAGAACCUUCUGACGGGCCGUUCCAAAGAGAUCAGCAUCCUGAUUGGUGGAGUCCCAUGUUACAUUUCUCCCAAGCAGUACAACAACGAACAUGUAGAGUGUGUGACUGGAGGGAGUAACAGAACCGGAGAGAGCGGCGUUACAGUACGCUUUGGUAGAGCUGAGCGCCAUCUACAGGAAGUCUUCUAUCAAUACACCCCAGACCCCAAUGUAACCCAUGCUGCUCCCUCCAAAAGCUUCAUCAGCGGGGGCCGUAUCAUUCGAGUGUCUGGCCAGCAUCUGGACGUGGUACAGGAGCCUCGUAUCCACGUGACCCUGACCCCUCUGGAGCCGCACUCACAGAAGAGGAAGAGGAGGAGGAGGAAGAGCAGUGUGGAUUACAGUCUCCUCAGAAGAGCUCGGCGGAUCGUCCCAGAGCCCAACUGUCCUGAAGAUAGUCUCUGUGUCGUCAAACAGGUGGAGGAGCGGUGCACAGUGAACAGCUCAACUCUGAUCCUGUGUCCCACUCCGGAGGUGGGGCCCGAGGCCCUGCGUGCUGCUGUCAGUGUGCAUUUCCUCCUGGAUAACCUGCACUUUGAGUUUGAGAUGGUCAGCGGCAGCCCCUUCAGUUAUGAGCCCAAUCCUGUUCUUCAUAGCCUCAAUCAACAUGACCCCAGCAAACCCUUCAGACACAAACACGGCAGCAUCAUCUCUGUGGAGGGGGAGAAUCUGGACUUGGCCAUGUCUAAGGACGAGGUGGUUGCUCUGAUCGGUGAUGGAGAGUGUGCUGUGAAGACUUUAACCAGAAACCACCUGUACUGUGAGCCGCCGACACAGCAGCCAUCAGUGGCAGCGCUGAAGAGACGAGACGCCGCCGACACGCUCCUAGAGUUCACUGUGAGGAUGGGGAAUCUGAACUUUUCUCUGGGACGGGUGCAGUAUGAUUCUCAGGGCCCAGCUGCGUUCCCACUGGAGGCCCAGGUGGGAGUCGGGGUGGGAGCCUCCAUCGUGGCUCUUAUUGUGCUGGUUAUCGUACUCGUAUACAGGAGGAAAAGCAAGCAAGCACUGAGAGACUAUAAGAAAGUCCAGAUCCAACUGGAGAAUUUGGAGACGAGUGUCCGAGACCGCUGUAAAAAGGAGUUCACAGAUCUGAUGACUGAGAUGAUGGAUGUGUCCAGUGAUCUCAUGGGCUCUGGGAUUCCAGUCCUGGAUUAUCGUAAAUACUCCGAGAGGAUUUUCUUCCCUGGUCACCGUGAUUCUCCUCUGAGACGGGACCUUGACGUUCCCGCCUGUCGCCGGGCCACAGUGGAGCAAGGCCUGGUUCAGCUCUCUAACCUGCUAAACAGCAAACUGUUCCUCACCAAGUUCAUCCACACUCUGGAAGCCCAGCGGACCUUCUCUCCACGGGACAGGGCGUAUGUGGCCUCCCUCCUCACGGUGGCGCUGCACGGCAAGCUGGAGUAUUUCACCGACAUCCUAAAAACUCUGCUUAGUCACCUGGUGGAGCAGUACACCACUAAAAACCCCAAACUCAUGCUGCGCAGGACCGAGUCUGUGGUGGAGAAGCUGUUGACUAACUGGAUGUCCAUAUGUCUUUACACCUUCCUCAGGGACACAGCAGGUGAGGCGUUCUACAUGCUGUUCAAAGCCAUAAAGCACCAGGUGGAUAAAGGCCCAGUGGACGCCGUUACAGGCAAAGCCAAAUACACACUCAACGACAACCGACUGCUGCGGGAAGACGUGGAGUACCGCACACUGACUCUGAAUGUUCUGGUGAGCAGCGGAGGUGCUGGUGAGUCUCAGACGGUCCCCACUAAAGUGCUGGAUUGUGACACCAUCACACAGGUGAAGGAGAAGAUUGUGGAGCACACAUUGAAGGGCACGUCAUACUCCCAGAGACCCUCCGCAGACUCUGUGCAUCUGGAGUGGAGGGCGGGAAUGGCUGGUCAUUUGAUUUUGUCGGAUCAGGACUUGACAUCAGUGGUUCAGGGGUCCUGGAAACGCCUCAACACCUUACAACACUACAAGGUCCCAGAUGGAGCCACAGUAACACUGGUGUCACGACAAUCCAAACAAAUUCACCACGACAGCCAUGACUACAUACCAGGAGAGAAGACCCCGAUGUUGGAGGAUGGAGACGAAGGAGGAGUGAAGCAGUGGCACCUGGUGAAGGCCGGUGAGGAGGCGGAGCUACCCAAACACAGACGGGGCAGUCUGAGAGACAAAGAGCGUGAGAGAGCCAAGGCCAUCCCAGAGAUCUACCUCACACGCCUGCUGUCUGUGAAGGGUACACUGCAGAAGUUCGUAGACGAUCUGUUCACUGUGAUCCUGAGCACCAGUCAGCCGGUUCCUCUGGCUGUCAAAUAUUUCUUUGAUCUGUUGGAUGACCAGGCUGCACAGCACAACAUUACAGACCCAGAGACAAUCCAUAUAUGGAAAACAAACAGCUUGCCACUGAGAUUCUGGAUUAAUAUCUUGAAGAACCCUCAGUUCAUCUUCGAUGUUCAGGCCUCUGACAAUGUAGAUGCAGUGCUGUCAGUCAUUGCUCAGACCUUCAUGGACUCCUGCACUAUCGCCGACCACAAACUGGGCAGGGAUUCCCCAAUCAACAAGCUCCUGUACGCUCGAGACAUCCCACGCUACAAACAAAUGGUGGAGAGAUAUUAUUCAGAUAUAAGACAGACCAUCCCUGUUAGUGACCAAGAGAUGAACUCUUCUCUAGCUGAACUCUCUAGGAACUACUCUAAUGAAGUUAACCAUCUAGUGGCAUUGCAUGAGUUGUACAAGUAUAUCAACAAAUACUAUGAUCAGAUCAUCACAGCUUUAGAGGAGGACUCCACUGCUCAAAAGAUGCAGCUGGGCUACAGACUCCAACAGAUUGCUGCAGCUGUGGAGAAUAAAGUCACUGACCUUUGACCUGUAACCUCAGACAGACACUUGAAAAGACUGUAAAAGAGACAAAGCCGGUGACAGAAAGAGACCAGAGACCUUGCCAAAAGACAUGAACUCUUACUUCCUGAAGACUCCAGAGCACAGAGGAUAUUUAAGACGGAUGAUUACGAUUAAAGACAGCAUUCACAGAUUCGAGAAGCGUGAAUCUCUCAUAGAUGUUACACGUACACUGUUGCUGGUCUGUAGAGCUGCUCUCGGUUUAAUCUGAACAGCAGUCACUCACCAACACGCUACAGUGCCUGUGAAACUAACUGUUGUUGGCGGGGCAUUUCUGAGAGAAGUCCCUUAUCUGAUGCGCUAGUCCUCCAGGGUUUUUUGCAUUGAGACGUACGGCCCUAAGCAAAGAAUGUUGUUUUCAGCGUGUCAAGCAUGCUUGAACACCACAUUUUCUGUAUUUAAAAAAGAAGUCUUACAAAGGCCGACUUACUGUUUGGCGGAUUCUUGAUAAACUGCUUAUCCAUGCAUUUGGUGUGAUGUGCUUUAUGUUGCAGCCUGUGACUUAAUAAAAGAACUCAAAAGAAAAAAAACAAACAAAGGAUGGCUUCUAAGGACAACUAAAUGACAAUUCUUGCUCAACACUCCCAUAGACCUUUUGUUAAGUGUUCUCUUGAAAACUGUUUUUAUCCAGAUUUUUGUUUUGCUUUAAAUGAAAAACACUGGUUUAAGGGACCUCACCCUAACAGGGCCAUUUGAGAUAUUUUCAUGUGGCACAGGCUACAGUAUUAUAUACAUUAACAUGCAUGGAUACUCACCGUGAAUUCAGAGAUUUUAGGUUGGCACAUGCAUGUCGCGUGUGCAUUUUAUUGUCGAUUCUGAUUAUGUAAAUGGCAGGUUAACCCAAUUAACACACUUGAUUUAGGUUAACAGGUUUCAUGUAACGUUCACAAUGCUCAGUUGUGCAUUUGUUCUAGUCAUUAAGGUUUGUUUCUUCAGUGUUAAAGUGUGCUUUUCAAUGUUUUUGGUUGGCUUUCAGUAAAAG
Molecule: messenger RNA, 7714 nt
Organism: Sinocyclocheilus rhinocerous
Lineage: Eukaryota; Metazoa; Chordata; Actinopteri; Cypriniformes; Cyprinidae
Product: plexin-B1-like
Exons: 40
Coding region: 460-6699 (2079 amino acids)
Biological process (GO): regulation of cell migration; semaphorin-plexin signaling pathway; regulation of GTPase activity
Cellular component (GO): plasma membrane; semaphorin receptor complex
Molecular function (GO): protein binding; semaphorin receptor activity
Source: RefSeq, a predicted model, not a curated record